AUGACGAGGCAACUCUUUGCAGAAAAGGGGUUGAACCAGAUGAGAAAGGUUGCUCAGGUGGGAAUUGAUGGUGUGCGGCGGACAGACUGGCACGACUACGAAGCGAUGAUGAGGGAUGCUGCUCGCUCAGGUAACGGUGAACAGGGGAAGCCGUUUCCUCUGACAGAAACUGACCGGGUCGACCAGGCCUACAGGGAGAACGGAUUCAACAUUUACAUCAGCGACCGGAUCUCCCUCAAUCGAUCCGUCCCUGACAUCCGCCAUCCAAACUGUAAACCAAAGCUGUAUGCAGAGAAGCUGCCCAACACCAGUAUCAUCAUCCCGUUCCAUAACGAAGGCUGGUCGUCGCUGCUGAGGACCGUUCACAGCGUGCUCAACCGCUCUCCUCCACAGCUCAUCGCGGAGAUCAUCCUGGUCGACGACUUCAGCGACAAAG
Molecule: messenger RNA, 436 nt
Organism: Notothenia coriiceps (black rockcod)
Lineage: Eukaryota; Metazoa; Chordata; Actinopteri; Perciformes; Nototheniidae
Gene: galnt10
Product: UDP-N-acetyl-alpha-D-galactosamine:polypeptide N-acetylgalactosaminyltransferase 10 (GalNAc-T10)
Exons: 4
Biological process (GO): protein O-linked glycosylation
Cellular component (GO): Golgi apparatus
Molecular function (GO): polypeptide N-acetylgalactosaminyltransferase activity
Source: RefSeq, a predicted model, not a curated record